Meloidogyne enterolobii is the source of this 501-nucleotide messenger RNA. Lineage: Eukaryota; Metazoa; Nematoda; Chromadorea; Rhabditida; Meloidogynidae. The record is from the annotation of a GenBank genome assembly.
AUGACCCUUGCGACAAAGUGGCCUGCGACAAGGUGGGCCUGCGACAAGGUGGCCUGCGACAAAGUGGUCGCGACAAGGUGGUCGCGACAAGGUGGCCCGCGACAAGGUGGGCCGUACCCGCAAUUCAAUUGUUGUUGCAUUUUUUAUGUUGACAUUUCGUAUAACUAUGUUAUAAUUUAUAUCAUUUUGUCGAAUUUUAUUUGGUCAAGACAGCUCAGCUGUUCUUUUGUUCAAAAUUUUAUUUUCAUUUUUCUAUUAUUUUAUUUUAAUCUUUAUUUAUUUUCAAGAAUGAGUAAAGACCGGCCUUAUUGCAAAGCUCUAUAUGACUUCAGAAGUGAAUAUCCUGGUGAAUUGAACUUUACUGCAAAUGAACUUAUUUAUAUUGAUAAGAAAAUUAACGAGGAAUGGUUAAGUGGAGAAUCACAAAAAUCUGGACAGAAAGGAAUUUUUCCAAUUAGUUUCGUUGAAAUAAUUCUUAAUGAACAAGAGGUUUCUGUUUAA